This is a messenger RNA of Schistosoma rodhaini, 3975 nucleotides long. The record is from the annotation of a GenBank genome assembly. NCBI's taxonomy places the organism in Eukaryota, Metazoa, Platyhelminthes, Trematoda, Strigeidida, Schistosomatidae.
GUAUCAAUAUUUUCACUACUUCCAAUAAGAAGUGUAAAGUGGGGGUAAAACAAAGAGGUUAUCGUAAUGACAUACCAUUUAUGCGAUGUUGAUUUAAAUAGUUAUGUUAGAUGAACUACCGCAUCGAGUUAAUUGGAAAGACAGUAAUAUCACUAUUGGGAGUGGUUUAACGAGUCUUACGACUGGUUUUCAUGAGACGCACAAGGAAAGGUUUGAAGAUUAUGUCGGAAGUUGGACGAACCUAGAAGAUUGCAGAUUGCUCGAUCAUGUCUCUCGACUGGGUGAAAAUCGUUGGAAUCUUAUUGGAAAAAGACUUGGCAAGUCAGCUUUUCAAUGUUCAGAAAGAUAUUUGAAGCAUUUACGUCCUCAAAUGUUGGGAUCCAGUAAAACAUAUACAACUUUAAUACAACAUAGUACUGUACCACAAGCUAUUCUCAAUUCAGAUCAAAAUUCAACAUGGACAAGAGAUGAAGACUCAACUCUCCUCCAGUUGUAUUUAACAUAUGGAUCCAAUUGGGAGUUAAUAGCUAAUCGCCUAACCACUAGUGGUAGUUUGCAUAAAAAACGAACUGCUUUAGAUGUGAGACAGCGAUAUGAAAAAGUUGUUCUUCAAUAUUGGCCCACUAACAAUCAAGAAAAUCGUCCACUCUCUAGUUUACUGUUUCGUAAUUCGUUAUUAGCCUGGUCAAAUAGUCCUAAAAAUAAUAGUACUCACAACAAUACAAAUUCAAAUGAUCAAUCAAUAGUUAGUAAGAACAACGCUCGACCUACCUAUUUAAUCCCAUUAUCUUCAUUAAAGUCAAGUCACGAUUCUACAACAAGUGGAAAUUGGAAAAUUCGUCUAACGCAACCUAUUCAUCAUCAUGAUUCAGGGUUUAGCGAAUCUGGUUUGUCGAACAGUGUCCAAUCUGGUGGAAAUAAUUCUCAGCAAUCUCUGAGGUAUUCGGUUGUGACGACUUCCAUCAGUUCCGACAAUUCCUUAUUGUCUACAUCGACUCCAGUGGAUUUAAUUAAAAAUGGUCCAUUAUUAUCUAGUCCUGAUAAAUCUCAAUUCAGUCUACCAUCAUCAUCGUCAUCAUCAUUAUUUAUCAAAUCCAAUUCACCUAAAUUACUUGAAUCCAGUAUAAAUGAUGAUCUCAUUAAUUCUCCUAAUUCUUCUUUUUCAUUUCAUUUUUAUCAUAAUAAUAAUAAUAAUUGUUCAUCUAAAACAACUUCUCCAUUAAAAUCAAUUCAUCAGACAACAAAUGGAUCAUUAAGUGUUCUCAUAACUGAUGAUAACCAUAGUAACAAUAAUAAUAAUCAUAAUAAUCAUUUUGUUAUACAAACACCUACAAAAGCAUUAAGUGAAGCGGAUCAAUUAUCAUUUCAUUUAACUAGUCCACCAGCUGUAUUAGGCUCUGCUGGUCGUUAUCCUGUUACUAAUUUAAAUCAUAAAACAACAGAUUUAGAUAAAACUCCAAUUGGUUCAAGAAAUCCACGUUUUUCACAGAUAAGAGGUGACGACGGUGCACCGUUACGUAGACCACUCUGUACCAGAUUGUUUGAUAAUAUUCCAAAUGAUACUUCUCUUCCUUCAACAUCACUUUCUUCAUCGUUUACGGUGAGUAAUACUAAUCGUAGUAAUUUUUCCGAGAAAACUUCCUCAACGUUAUCCUUAUCAACAACAUCGUAUAAUUCCUGUGAUGAAGCUAAAUGUAUAGCUAUUCUUACUGCUAAAGCAACAGUUUGGAAUCGAGCACUUUUACCAACUACUUCUACGUCAACAACGGCAACAUCUUCAUUGUCAACAUCUCAAAAAUCUCAUCUUUCUUAUUUUACUGCAAAUAAUAAUCACAAUAAUAACAGAUUAUUCAAAGAUGAAAAUGAGUUCAACAUGAAUUCAUACCAGUCUCAUAACUUUUCAAUUACUAAAGAUUCAAUGAUGCGUUAUCAUAAUAAUCUAUAUCCUUAUAAAUCAUAUUCUCAAAUAGUCAAUAAUAAUGUCAACUUUAAUCCUCCAUUAAGACCGUUAGAAUUUUCUUCUAGAAAACAACCUCAUUUAACACUUCGACGUAUUGUACAAAUAGCUAAUGAAGAUGAUUGGCAAGACAUUGCUUAUGGUAAUAAUUAUGCUACUCAAACAUUAAUUCAAUUAGCUAAAUCAUUUACAAAUAAUUAUCAACAACAACAAUCCAUUAAUGAAUUGAAUGAUCUCUCAUCUCAUUCAUCAUUAUCUUCACCAUUAUUGCCUAUCAUAAAACGAACAAUAUCAAGUGAAUCUAUGAAUCAUUAUUCAAUCAAUAAUAAUCAAGAUUGUUGCUUCGAAGAACUAGAACAACCAAUGGACAAUUAUGAAUGAGAAUGAUUCUUUUUUUUAUCUUCUAUUUACUUCGUUUUUAGCAUAGUAUAUUUUAAAAUGUGACAAUUAGAUAAUCCAAUUGAAUCACAUUUCUUUAUCAGAGUUUCAAUCUUCUCUCUUUUCAUUUUAUUUCACAGUGGAUUAUUCAUUUGUAAUCAUAUGUUAGUUGUUUAUUUACAGGAAUGGAUCUUUUAUUGUAUUCGAUCAAAGAAGAACUUACAGUAUUUUCCCCCUCAUGUUCUCCUAUACACAUACUCAUUGCAAACUCUCUAACCUUCAACUUAUGAUACAGUAUUGGUACAGUAUUAGAAUUCAAUCGCUCUUUCAUGUCUAUAUUACAUAUUUUACCGCUACCACCUAUUUUCUUCAAAGUUGAUACUAGCCAUUUUAAGUUGGAAUAAAAUAAACCCACAGUUUCUAGUUUUCUUUCAUUAUUAUCAUAAGUUAUUAGACAAUAUUACUUAAUAUGAACGGGUGGAUUUACGAUGAUAAUGGUAAUGAAGAAUUUUGAAAGUUUGUAUAUCCUAUGGCAUUCAAUUAUCAAAAGAUUUCACUUCAAUCUUUAUCCUCAAUUCUUUAACCAUGAUCUUCAUGGUUUUAUGUAUGUUCAUUUCAUUGGAAAUCACUUAUCAACUGGAUAAACCUAUUAUAUAUAUAUAUACAUAUGUAUGUAUCAUUUUUCAUCCUUUUUUCCGAGUGAUUUAUAUAUACUAUCGAAAAUUUUAUCAUAUUACUGACAAUACUACUCGUAUUAGUAAUAUUAAUAAUACCUGGUUAUACAUUAACUAGGUGUUUUCUUUCUUCUCUAAACUAAGCAAUCAUGUGAUAUUCAUUAGAAUAUAUAUAUACAUAUACAUAUAUGUGUAAUUAUGAAUUCAUCUUCACUAUGAAAUUAACUUAGGCAACCGUACUAUAGUGUUAAUCAUCAUUAUUUCUUUUCUCACUAUGUCAUUUAUUCACUUCUCUAAGGUUACUUUUUCUUUUCACUUCUUACUGUUUCUAAGUAAACUAUGUUCAUUGUUUCAUUUCGCUUGUAAUUAUUAUAUGAAUUAAGUGUUACCUCAUCAUUUACUUUGUAAUGACUGUAGUAAUAAGUAAUGGAGGGGGGGAGAAACAACUCAAAAGGUUUAAGUGUAUUACUGUAAUACUUUGUGUUGUAUAGAUUCAAUAAACAAGUAUACUUUUGUAUAUUAUAUCAUAAGUAUUACUUACUUACGCCUGUUACCCCUCGUGGAAGAGCAUAGACCGCCCACCAGUUUUGGUUAGCGUUUCUUCAGUGAGUUAGUUUUUUACAUGAUAGGGUCGCUAACCCCCAUGUACAACCUUCCUCCUUUACCCGGGCUUGGGACCGGCAGUAACUCAGGCAGAGUUAUCAUAAGUAUUAAUCCAUAUUUAUCGUCAUUACAUAAAAGUGCUCCCUUUUUUUCAUUUCAAUCUAUACAUAUUACACUAUUCAACUGUUAUAAUACAAUAUGAUCUAUGUUCUCUAUCUAUGUCAUUUGAAAUUUACUUAUCCAUCAUCUUGUUUUAUUGGCUUACUUUAUAUAUAUAUAUAUAUAUAUAUAUAUAUAUAUAUAUAUAUAUGUAUAUGAAUAUUUCCAAAUUGAUUCUUAUACAAAUAAAUAAAUCAGUUUUAU